This is a messenger RNA of Colletotrichum lupini, 1035 nucleotides long. RefSeq names its product major facilitator superfamily transporter. Lineage: Eukaryota; Fungi; Ascomycota; Sordariomycetes; Glomerellales; Glomerellaceae. The record is from RefSeq and is a predicted model, not a curated record. Gene Ontology annotation, molecular function: transmembrane transporter activity. The transcript has a single exon. The coding region runs from base 1 to 1035 and encodes 344 amino acids. Gene Ontology annotation, cellular component: membrane. Gene Ontology annotation, biological process: transmembrane transport.
AUGAUCAAAUGCACAAAUGUCACCCAGCUUUACGUUCUCCGGUUCUUCAUCGGUCUCGCCGAGAGUACAUUCUACCCAGGCAUGCAGUACAUCAUCGGAUGCUGGUACAGAAAAGACGAACUUGCCAAGCGAUCCUGCCUUUUCCACUCCGCAGGCUCCAUCGGCUCCAUGUUCUCGGGCUACCUCAUGGCUGCCGUCUACAACCUCAGCGGCGUUCAUGGAUGGAAGGGCUGGCAGUGGCUCUUCAUCGUCGAUACCGUCAUUUCCCUGCCGAUUGCGAUUGCCGGGUUCUUCUUCCUGCCCGACGUGCCUGAAAUCACAAAAGCCUGGUGGUUGACCAAAGAUGAUGUGGCGCUCGCGCAAAAACGAAUGCAGCUUGAAGGUAGAGCGAAUCGUCAGCCGUUCACAAAGGCCAAAAUUAAGAAGAUUUUCACCAGUUGGCAUAUUUACGCCCUUACAGCGCUUUAUAUCUUCUUCAACAAUGGAUGCGGAAUUAUGAGUCAGCCUGCGUUCCAGUUGUGGUUGAAGGGAGAGGGAUAUUCUGUCAAGGAGUACAACACAUAUCCGACAAUUACAUCCGCCAUCACCGUGAUAACGACGUGGAUAUACGCCUGGUCUUCGGACUCGGUUUUCAAGGGCGAGAGAUGGCCACCGAUAGUCUUCUCCGGAACACUCAACAUCGUCAUCUACUCAAGUUUAGCGGCGUGGAACAUUUCCGACUCAUGGAAAUGGGGCUGUUUCCUUCUCGUCGGAUUCGGUGGUGGCAUCAGCGGGUUGACGUUCGCAUGGGCCCAUGAGAUUUGCAAAGACGAUAACGAAGAGCGAGCGCUCGUAACUGGCUCGAUGAAUCAGAUGGCGUACGUUUUCCAGGCAUGGUUGCCGCUGCUUAUUUGGCAGCAAAUCGAGGCUCCGCGGUACCCGAAGGGUUAUAUCACGAUGAUCUUUUUUGCUGUUGGUAUGGCGGGCACUUCGUUGUUGAUCAGGUUCUUGCACCGUCGGGAACUGGGAAAGAAGCUCUCGGUGCCGGCUGCUUAA